CCUGAGUAUUGUGCCCCUCAUAUUUCAUACUUCAUGUUUGUUUUCUGUGUUGCAUGCUCAUUGCUCCUCAAUCUGUGUGUAGCAUUCUAGCAUUACAUUGACAGUAUGUACAGGGCAUUAAAUGUAAUGUUACAUGUGUAAAGUGCAUUCAUUCUCAAUCUGUGGUAAAGUGUAAUGUUUUUUAUAAAUACGAUUUGUUAUUUUCCACAAUUUUUGUUAUCAAAUCAGCACUUGUAUUGCACGACUUGAGGUUAUUCAUUUUUAUUAUUAAAAUUUAUCCAAAUAGUAAAGAGAGUGUAUCUAUUGCACUUUACUUUGGAUGCUAUUAUAGAUGAAGUGCCAGAUUAUUACCUGUUUCUAAUGGUUUCCAACUGAAACAUUUGCUGUAACCCAACCUAGAAGACUUGUUAAAAUAUAUAAUAACAACAUAGGCACCAAACAAGAAUCAAAACCAACAAGAAGAAUAGGAUGGUUCGGAAAAAAUGUCAUAAUAGAAAAAAGAGUGGAUCUGAGCUAAUUUAAAAAUUGAGUGAUGGAUCUGGCCUCAUGUGUUGAAGAAAAUGAAACCCCUUUUCUUAUAGACAGUGGUACAGAAAGUAUUACUGAAAGCCCAUUAGAUACUGAACAAUCCGAGAAUUCCACACUUUGCAAUGUCAAAAUUAAUUGUUUGAAAGGCAAGGGCAAAUUGACACUAGCAACCUCAUUAAUAGACAAGUCAUUCUCAGUGGAGGAAGAUGAAUUGUGUACCCCUCUUGAGCCAACUCAAGUUGGAAUAUUUCACCUUACACCUUCUGCUUCCCCCAAUAGCACAUCUACUGAAGAAACUUCUGAUGAAGAUGAUGGAAUUGAGGAUAUAAUACACAUUGAUGUAGACAAUAAUCGGCUUCAAAAGUUAUCAGUUCCGUCAGACUUGGAUGACAUUCAUUUAGAGACAAGUUGUGUGGAGGAUGAAAAACUAAUUGAUUAUGAUGAUUCUGCAGAAAUUAUACCCGUUGAUCAAACAAACAUCACAAGUUCUUCCAUAUUGCGAAAAACAUCUUGUUUGGAUUCCUCCUUAAGUGAUGACCAAUCAGAAACUAGGCAUGUUUGUUUUCCUGCAGCAGAAAAUGAACUUGUUUCUUACAAAGAACCUGAAAACCAGUACCCUUGGACUAUAAAUGAAUUUAUAGCGCCAAAUGACAUUCUUCAAAUCUAUCAACAGUCUUGCAUGAAGCAUAACACCAUAGAAUUAGAUGCAAUAAAGUCACAGAUUCUGGAGAUAAAAAACAAUUUGAAUCACUCAGCCACUCUGAAGUUAAGUGGAAUUAAGAUCAGUCGAGAAGUGAAUGAGACAUUGGAGGACAUUUUAAAAGUCACGAAUUUCCACUCAUUAGCAUUACAGGAAUGUCAAUUUACAUCUGAGACUAUGACUGAGUUUUUAAAUAUGCUGGAGUAUUAUAAAUCCGUUUGCCAUUUUGAAAUUGCAAUGAAUUUUGAUGAUGAUGAGACAUGGAAGUGUUUUUGUAAUGCUUGUUCUAAUAUUAUGGUCUUGGAGUCCCUUUCUUUUAAGGGUAUGGUUUUGAGUGAACCCUAUAUGAGACAUCUCAUGAGUGCUAUUAAGAACAACCCUAACAUCACUACACUGAAGUUUGAUGGUUGUAUGCUAGUUAAGUUACCCACUUUUUAUUUAGUUGACUCUCUAAUGACAAAUCGAACAAUAUGUGAGCUCUACUUACCCUCAACUGGAUUGUAUACUAAAGAAGCAGAUGCCCUUCAAAGAUUUCUUGUUAAUAACAGACACUUAAAAGUACUGGAUAUAAGCAACAACAACUUGGGAGAUCGGGGAUUAGAAGUUCUUGCUAAAGGAUUAUGCCAACAAACAAUCAUUGGUUCGGGCCUUUCAGUACUUGUUAUCUUCAACAAUCAAAUUACUGAGAAGAGUGGCCCUGUUAUCAAAAAUAUUAUUGUUGAAUGCAAAAAUUUGCACACAUUAAACAUUGGCUACAAUAAUUUAACUGAUAAAGUGCUUUAUUAUAUAUCUGAUGGGUUACCUUACACCCAAUCUUUAGAAGGGUUGGGCCUUCAGUGUACCCUUUUGACAUGCAAAGGAAUUCUGGCCCUAUCCAAAGCCAUCCCCAGUAACUUUUCUCUACAAAAAAUCAAUUUAAAAGGAAAUAAGGCUAUUCAACUUCAGGGAAUUGAGAAGCUCUGUACUGCCUUGACAGCAAAUCAAAGAAUUAUAAAAGUGGAAAUUGAUGAUCAUAAUCGAUCCUGUAAUGACCCAGAGGCAUAUUCACAACUAGUGAAAAAACUCAGUGCAAUUUGCACAAUCAACAAAAAUUAUAUGGAAGCGAGCAGUAGCAGCAGCAGUGACGAAGAUGACGAGAUAUUAAAAAUAUCUCAAAAAAUUUCUAGAAAGGUUUCUUUAAAUUGCGAACCGAAAUUCGCAGUGCCUGAUCCUACUAGGACUUUUCAGAUUGGUUCACCUAUUCCAUCACCAGCAUCAAGUCCAGCACCACGUAGCCGGUUUCAGAUAGUAAAGGUUGCCGAAAAUGGAUUGAAAGUUAUGGAAACCCCUUCACCGAGUAGCAGUAGUUGUAGCAGCAGCAGCGGUAGCAGCGGCAUUGGUGGCAGCAGGUUUAAAGUGACCAGGGUUCCUCCUUUAAGUCCAAGCUUGGAUGACGACAUUAACCUGCCGGGAAACAGAUUUUCGAACAUUAGAAGCAGUGUUUCUUCAAAUGACAGCGUUGAUUCAUUGGCAACUAUCCAUUUGGAAACUGAUGAUGAAGUGAGUGAUCAAUAGACGGUUUUUUUAAUUUGU
Anthonomus grandis grandis is the source of this 2800-nucleotide messenger RNA. RefSeq names its product protein phosphatase 1 regulatory subunit 37-like. Lineage: Eukaryota; Metazoa; Arthropoda; Insecta; Coleoptera; Curculionidae. The record is from RefSeq and is a predicted model, not a curated record. The transcript has 11 exons. Bases 533 to 2782 code for a protein of 749 amino acids. Gene Ontology annotation, molecular function: protein binding.